UGGCGCAUUAGGGUUAGUAACAACAGCUGGACUACGAACGACAUUAGUGUAGCCUGGCUAAGGCACUUUGUUAAGCAGAUUCAGGGCUGGAGGGUGGGUAGCCACGUGCUGCUGAUAAUUGACGGCCAUGAGAGCCACAACUACUGCUUAAUAGAAUUCCAGGACUACUGCAAGGAGAACAAGAUUAUCACUCUCUGCAUGCCACCACACUCAUCACACAUCCUGCAGCCUCUUGACGUUGCCCCCUACUCGCUGUUAAAGCGCUACUACAGUAACAGGAUCUUGCUCUUAGCACGCAGCCGCAUCUACUAUAUUAACAAAGAAACCUUCCUCCUAGCCUUUAAAGUAGCUUUUAAGAAGAUGUUUACACUAGAGAAUAUUUGCGCAGGGUUUUAAGGCGCUAGACUAGUCCUACAUAACCCUAAGGUUGUGUUAUUAAAGCUUGAUGUACAGCUGCGCACGCCAACGCCACCUGCACCAGGCACGGUUGCCUAGGAGGCGCAAACACCGC
This is a messenger RNA of Didymella exigua CBS 183.55, 511 nucleotides long. RefSeq names its product CENP-B protein. The annotation marks the transcript as partial. Gene Ontology annotation, cellular component: nucleus. The transcript has 2 exons. The record is from RefSeq and is a predicted model, not a curated record. Lineage: Eukaryota; Fungi; Ascomycota; Dothideomycetes; Pleosporales; Didymellaceae. Gene Ontology annotation, molecular function: DNA binding.